AUGGUGCAGAAGAAGCCGAAAAAGAAGGUUGGGAAGAAAGUAGCCGCCGCUCCAUUGGUGGUGAAAAAAGUUGAACCUAAAAAGGUUGUCAACCCACUCUUUGAGAAGAGGACUAAGGACUUCGCUAUCGGUCAAGGUAUUCAGCCAACCCGUGACCUCUCCCGCUUCGUGAGAUGGCCCAAGUACAUCCGCAUCCAGAGGCAGAAGGCGGUGCUCCAACGCCGUCUGAAGGUGCCGCCACCGAUCAACCAGUUCACACAGACCCUCGAUAAGACCACAGCCAAGGGUCUGUUCAAGAUCUUGGAGAAAUACAGGCCCGAGACUGAAGCAGUCAGGAAGGAACGACUUCGUAAAGCUGCUGAGGCCAAGGUCGCCAAGAAAGAUGAGCCACCAGCGAAGAGGCCAAACACUAUCCGUUCUGGAACAAACACUGUUACCAAGCUCGUGGAAAAGAAGAAGGCACAGCUUGUUGUGAUCGCACACGAUGUUGACCCCAUCGAGUUGGUGCUUUUCCUUCCCGCUCUGUGCCGUAAGAUGGGUGUACCAUACUGCAUUGUUAAGGGCAAGUCUCGUCUUGGAGCUCUAGUGCACAGGAAGACAUGCACAUGCUUGGCCUUAACUCACGUUGAAUCUGGUGACCGAGCUGCCUUCUCGAAGGUGGUGGAAGCUAUCAGGACCAACUUCAAUGAACGUUACGAGGAGCUGCGAAGACAUUGGGGCGGUGGCACCCUCGGUAACAAGUCAAACGCGCGCAUCGCUAAACUGGAAAAGGCGAAGGCGCGUGAAAUAGCUCAGAAACAGGGCUAG
Danaus chrysippus (African queen) is the source of this 807-nucleotide messenger RNA. The record is from the annotation of a GenBank genome assembly. NCBI's taxonomy places the organism in Eukaryota, Metazoa, Arthropoda, Insecta, Lepidoptera, Nymphalidae.